This is a messenger RNA of Aspergillus novofumigatus IBT 16806, 1116 nucleotides long. RefSeq lists its product as uncharacterized. The record is from RefSeq and is a predicted model, not a curated record. The transcript is spliced from 2 exons. Bases 1 to 1116 code for a protein of 371 amino acids. NCBI's taxonomy places the organism in Eukaryota, Fungi, Ascomycota, Eurotiomycetes, Eurotiales, Aspergillaceae.
AUGCCCAUCGAUGGGGACCCAUACGUCUGUUGCGUACUGUGUGGGAUCGAGUGUGCCUUAUACAUGGGAGAUCAAUUAAGAAGAGCGCAUAAAGACUGGGGGGCAUGGGCGGCACGAAAAUUCAACAAGAGGAAGAGCCUCAUUGUGCCAGCAGCCGAGCUUGAAAACUUGGAUCUGGAAACAGACCUCCCGAUGUGGUCCUGUUUUUACCGUGCAAUCCUUGAUGAUCCAAAGCCAGGCCGCCUGUCCAUAUCUGGAAUAUCUCCACACCUCAUGUCGGACGGCAGGAAGCAGCUCCGCAUAAUGAUCGAUUCAGAUAAGGCGCUGGCCAUUCCUGGGCCCAUAAUGGCCCGUCAGAGAUGGAACAUGGAUUUUCAUAUGGCCAAUCUCUUUGAGACUGAACGGAAUAGAGAAAAGGGUGCGCGUAUUGGGUAUGUCAUGCAUCCACACUGCUGGCUACUGGUUGAUCGGUUCCUGGGACACGGCGUUGCGAAGCAGGACCUGCGCGCGUUCACACAGGCUAUCGAGAUAUAUUGGAGAGCUGCUGACCGAACACUUUGGAUGCCGGACCUAUCCCAUGACACUGACGACUAUCCAUGCUAUGACAAUGCGGCACCCUGGAUCAAGCAGUACUGUCCCAGAUAUGCGGCAGACUUUAACCGCAUACACUUGUCCGAGAGUCCACUUAUAAUCCGUGAUAUCCAAGCAUUAAUUGCAAUGGCUACUCAGAAGCACAAGAAAACCCUCAGCCACGCCGUGAAGUUGCAUUCUAUCGUUGGUGAUAUUCCUGUCGAAAUCAUAAUGAUGAUCGUUGAUACGAUCUACCAGAGCCGUCCACCUUGUCGCGAGAGAAUCCAAGACACUCGCAAUGUGCUGGAGGCCUUCCAAUGGAAACUACCCAAUUCAUACUGGCAGAGGCGCUGCAACCCUAAUCUUGUGUUCGAGGUGCAAGACGUAAUUAAAGCAGGGACACAAAUCGACUGGGCAUAUUUCUGCCUUGGGCUACAUGAGCUUUUGUUGCAAGAGGACUGGUACUGCAAUAGUGGAUUGUAUUUUCGUGGCCGGAUCCUGUAUCUCAUUGAAUGUAUUAGAGGCAGCCUUUCAAACACAAUCUAG